Molecule: messenger RNA, 3542 nt
Organism: Solea senegalensis (Senegalese sole)
Lineage: Eukaryota; Metazoa; Chordata; Actinopteri; Pleuronectiformes; Soleidae
Gene: skor1a
Product: SKI family transcriptional corepressor 1a
Exons: 8
Coding region: 303-2609 (768 amino acids)
Biological process (GO): negative regulation of BMP signaling pathway; negative regulation of transcription by RNA polymerase II
Cellular component (GO): nucleus; transcription regulator complex
Molecular function (GO): DNA-binding transcription factor activity, RNA polymerase II-specific; SMAD binding; RNA polymerase II cis-regulatory region sequence-specific DNA binding
Source: RefSeq, a predicted model, not a curated record
ACUCACCUCCUCGGGCUCUGACAGGAUGGAGGUCCUGCGCGCUGCUGCCGCCUCCUGCUCUGAAAUAAACUGAGAUAAAGACUCCAGCAUCAGCAGCAUCAUCAGUAGCAGCAGCAGCGGCAGCAGGUCAGAGUUUUUCAACACCUCCUCGUCUUUGCUCAUCUCUGCUGGACUCACCGGGCCCUGAAUCCACAUCCACAUCCAGCGCUUUAUAUCCACAUUAUUCAUUAUUUUCCGCACCACAGAAAUCCCACUGGACUGAGUGUGUCGUCUGUUUUUCCCCCAAGAGAAGGCUUCCAGGGAUGGAGUCGAUGCCCGGACAGCUUCGAGACGCGGGACGAGACGUCAGCUCUUCCCCGAGUUCAAAGCAGGACGCGCAGAGCUUCCCAGAUCCACGCUCCCUCAAGCCGAACCAAGUGGGCGAGACGUCCUUGUACGGGGUCCCCAUCGUGUCUCUGGUCAUAGACGGGAAGGAGAGACUCUGCCUGGCGCAGAUUUCCAACACCCUGCUGAAAAACUACAGCUACAACGAGAUCCACAAUCGGCGCGUGGCUCUGGGCAUCACCUGCGUGCAGUGCACCCCCGUCCAGCUGGAGCUGCUGCGGCGCGCUGGGGCCAUGCCCAUCUCCUCCAGGCGCUGCGGCAUGAUCACCAAACGCGAGGCCGAGAGACUCUGCAAGUCCUUCCUGGGCGCGCACGUCCCUCCAAAGCUGCCCGAGAAUUUCGCAUUUGACGUGUCUCAUGAGUGCGCGUGGGGCAGCCGAGGCAGCUUCAUACCCGCGCGCUACAACAGCUCCAGAGCCAAGUGCAUCAAGUGCACCUUCUGCAGCAUGUACUUCUCCCCAAAUAAGUUCAUUUUCCACUCGCACCGCACCCCGGAGUCCAAGUACCUGCAGCCGGACGCGGCCAACUUUAACUCGUGGAGACGCCACUUGAGACUGACGGAGAAAACGCCGUCUGAUGACAUUAUCCACGCGUGGGAGGAUGUAAAGGCCAUGUUCAACGGGGGGAGCAGAAAGAGGACUCUGCCCAUGAGCGGCUCAGGAAUGUCCUCGUCGAUGAAAUCACAGGCCGCACAGUCCAGUCUGGCGCGAACCUCGUCCCCUGAGAUUCCCCGCAAAACUUUACGCUGCGACGAGGAUCAAGGGAAUAACAAUCUGACUUUGGCGAGCAGCGCGCGCAGCUACCCGGUCAUCCCGGUGCCCAGUAAGAGCUUUGGCAUGCUCCAGAAAAUCCCCCCGCCUCUGUUUCCCCAUCACCCGUUUGGCUUCCCCAGCUAUGGACUGUGUCAGAAAAAGAGCGACGGUGUCCCGGAUGCCAACAAAACCACCGUGUCAGGGAUGUUCUGGCCCGGCGCUAAAGACGCCCUCUACCCCGCGUUCCCCAUGUUCUGGCCCACGCCCGCGGGCCUCCCCACGCCGCCCUAUCCGGGCUCUCCACCUAAACCUCCCGCCGAGCUGCCGGGCGUCCGCCAGGGCGAGCUCGACCUGUCAGACCAAAGCGACCGGGGCGCAAACACACCCAAAGACACCCCGCACCACCCGCAUAACCACCACCACCACCACCCGCACCUUCAGCAGCAGGACAGCGGGGAGCGCUGCUCCAGCUCCCAGUCCUCCUCCACCAGGAACGACGAGGACAAAUCCGGGGACGAGACCUCCCCGAGGAAAAUCAGCUACAUUUCAGCCUUCAGGCCAGUGGUCAAAGACGCAGAGUCCAUCGCCAAACUCUACGGCAGCCGGGACACUUACAGCGUGCGCCCUGGUUAUCUGUCCCCGGAUUUUAUCAGCGAGAGCUCCAGUUACAGAUCCAUAUCACCGGACAGGGACAGCGUAGUGGACGAAGACGACGACCCGGACGUGGACGUGGAAUCCAACCGAGGGCAGGACGACGAUGACGAGCCCAUCCGGAUCUCACCUGGAGUGGAGCACCGUGACUCUCCUGUGCCGGACCGGGUCUGUGCAGGUGCUGAGGAGAAGCAGCAGGAGCCUGGUGCCUCCAGCCCCGCAGCAUCAGCAGCAUCAGCAGCAGCAUCAGCAGCAGCAUCAGCAGCAGCAUCACCGGAGCACAGCGCGCACUCCGGGUCAUCAGACGAGGACAGACAGAUGCGUAAUGGCUCCCCUCUUCAUGAAGUGUACGCGCAUGAAAGGGACAAGGAGCCUUCGCCCUUCGGCUCCACGCGCUCGAGCAGCCCCAGCAGAUCCAACGGUGGUCAUGAGAUGCAGAGUCAACGCUCAUCAUCGUCAUCAUCAUCAUCAGCAGCAGCAGUUUAUCAGGAGCAGAAUAAGGACAGACAAGCGGAUGGAGCUUUACGCAUCGACAUCAGUGUGCAUGAAAGAGACCUGGAAAACAUGGCUAAAGAGGAAUUACAGAAGCAGCUUGUGGAGCAAGUGGAGCUGAGGAAAAAGCUGGAGAGGGAAUUUCAGCAUUUAAAAGAUAAUUUCCAGGAUCAAAUGAAGCGUGAGCUGUCCUACAGAGAGGAAAUGGUCCAGCAGCUGCAGAUUGUCCGAGAAGCUCACGACGCCCUUCACCAUUUCUCCUGCAAGAUGCUCACGCCGCGCCAGUGCACCGGAGGCUGCACCUUCAAACCGCCGCUGCUGCCGCCGUAGCGUCCCGGCACGCGUCUGCUGCUCCUGACCUCACCUGUCCUGACCUGACCUGACCUGACCCCUCCCAGAGAAACACGUACACACACUGAAAACACAAACACACACAGGUCCCCCACCUUUGAGAACUCUCAUGUGUUCACCUCUCACCUCUCACCAACCGAAACCUGCUGUACAGACACACACACUCGAGGUUUUCUUAGCACUGAAAAAGCUCGGGAGAGAAGAUUCCUGAACUCUUGAGUGAAAGACCUGGGAUUUCCCCUAAAAACAGUUCAUGUCAUGAUCUGACGCUGCAAACGCUGCAAACCAAGGAGUCUCUGAAUGGAAGAAGAAAAACAUCACUAUAUACAUAUACAUAGAUAUAUAUAGAUAUAUAUAUAUCUCACGUGACAAUGUGCAAUGGCUUGUAUCAUUUAAAAAAAGAAAGAAAAAAAAUGUAUCUCAUUAUUUACCUUUCUCUUUUAUUUUCUGACCUUGUGUUUUUACACUGUGUCUGUGUCCGAGGAAUUAUUAUGGUUUAAGGUUAUUUGUAAACACUGCACUUUAAAUGGGCAACAUUUUUUUUUUGACCAAUGGCCGUCGUCGUCGUCGUCGUCGUCCUAACACCAAACUCUCGGAUCCACACGAUUGUGAGCACUUAGCGCCCGUUCAGGUUUUGCGGAACAUUUUAAAGUGAGUUGACGGUUUAAAAAAGAAAGAAAAAGAAAAGUGAGACAUUUGUAGUUAUCGUGUACAGUUUACAGCGUUUGAGUUCAGAUCCCAUCCCCAUGACUUUCUCCGUUUCAGGGUUUUUUCUACCAUCGCGUGCUUCUGAAACUAAAAACUUAAAAACAAGAAACCAAAACUUUUUCUUAUCAUCUGAUGGUCUUUUUUGACUUCUGUAUAAAAUACAUGUAAACUAACGUUCACACUGCUGCAUUUUUUCCCCCCCUC